Molecule: messenger RNA, 1548 nt
Organism: Cadophora gregata
Lineage: Eukaryota; Fungi; Ascomycota; Leotiomycetes; Helotiales; Ploettnerulaceae
Exons: 2
Coding region: 579-1466 (295 amino acids)
Biological process (GO): maturation of 5.8S rRNA from tricistronic rRNA transcript (SSU-rRNA, 5.8S rRNA, LSU-rRNA); nuclear-transcribed mRNA catabolic process, RNase MRP-dependent
Cellular component (GO): ribonuclease MRP complex
Molecular function (GO): rRNA primary transcript binding
Source: RefSeq, a predicted model, not a curated record
CUGGCGGCAAAUCGCCUUCGAUUUAGGUACUUCAUUUAUUACAUUUUGAGCCUAAUUAGGUAGCAUUCUCAUCCUUUCUUAGUACCUAUGUACCGAGCUGCACAUCUCUGACCCCAUACUCCCGGACAUCGAAUGUCUCUUCCUGCGAGGGCUCGUGUCUCAUAUCUACCCAACCAUUUUUAGAGUGACCUUAACGGCAAGCUCGCGUGACCUUGCACAAAUAGCACCUUUCCAGUCCUCCCAGGAAAAGCUAGCAUCAAUCUGCCCAUCUCAGAAUUGCGAAUCCAGUCAGUCGAGAAGGAGAGUGUCUGUCGAAGAAUUCAACGCUGACUUCUUCCGGGUUGGUCAGAGCAGGCCAACGGUCGCGGUGUGAAGGAACGAGGACACAAGUCCGGGCUCUCGGGUGCUAAAAAGCAGUCGCUUCAGGGCCGUGGUGCUGGACCGGUACGCUAAGCGGACCAAUAUUGAACGACCACACCCUAAAAUUUACGCGAAAGCCCCGCCAAAGCCUCAUCCUUUGUACCAGGCACGCCUGGCCUCUUAGGAUUUUACCUCUUAACUCAUCAAUUCUUCGUCGCAUGAAAACCUCGCAUCAUAUCACAAAUCAGUUUUCACAAUCGCUUCUUGCCCAAGGCCACGAGCCCAAGCAGGCCACAUUUAGAAUGAUGGUCACACCACCAUCCAUAUCCCUCUCCUCAGAGGAACUAACUUCCGUUACCCACCUCCUCCACCUCUUCCACCACCGCAACAAAAACCAACAUCGCCUUUCAAAAUGGUGGAAAGCAUUCUCCCAGCUCAGACGCCAAGUCGGGAAAUUACUGCUUGAAGUGGAAGCCUUGGAGACAUGUGUGAAAUUCUCCUCUGCUCCAGCAUCAGCCUCAGCCUCAAGCAGCAAGGUAAAGAAAAGGAAGGGGGAGGGCAGCAGAGAUGAGGUUUUUAGGGGAGGUGGAAGAGAAGGAGAGUCCAAAUUUGUCAGAGCGGCGAGGGAGACGGUUGAGGAGCGCGUGGAGUUCUUGGAGAAUUGGGUAGUACCGAAGUGUUUUCUGGCGUUCUCAAAUGUCGUGGCUGAUAAUCAGUAUGCGGCUUUGGGCCUUAUGUUGAUGGGCACGCUUGCGAGGUUGCAAACUGUCAUGAAGGAUUUGGGGAGAGAACGUGAGAAUGGAGGUGGUGAUGUCGAAGAGGAUUGCGAGGGUGAUGAGAAAGAGAUAGCGCCUCUAGAGAAGGACGAUGAUGCACGCAAGGCUGAUCUUGGGGAGGUAGUAAGUCGGGAAGGCGUCCUAGGAAUCGAAGGACAUGUCGAUGACGAGAUGCAGCUCAAGGUGUCUAAGAAGCUGAAACGCAGAGACAAGGCCGAGAGGGGGGAGGAAAGCGCAAUAGGAGGAGAAGCGCCGCCUGCGAAACGACCUAAGAAGAAACGGAAGAAGGGAGGCGAUGCGUUCGAUGAGCUGUUUGCUGGUUUGAUUUGAGAUUUAAGCAUAUACCCAUCGUCUUUCUGUAUUGAUACUCAUUUGCAAAUCAAUCGCUUGCAACUGAAUACUGAAAAUUAGA